GUCUCGGCCACCCUCGUGCGAGAGAGGGGAACGACGACAGUCGUUGCAAUCCCCUCUGAUUCGGUGUGUACCUAUCCCUUCCUCCGUAUCUCUCGGUCGACUUAAUGCCAGUACGAGCGCGCGCUUUCGAACGACGCGUUCGCAGGCAGCAGCCGCGAGGGACGACGAUCAGUCUGUUCUCCACGUUCUCCACGCAAGGACGACUCGUCGCCGGUUAUACACAUUUAUUUAUCGAACUUUGACUUUAUACUUAUCGUUUCUUCCUUUUUUUUUUACCUAUUUUUCCUUUUUUUUACUCCUCCUUCCCUAUUCGAUUUCAUUUUCUUCCGCGAAAAGUGAUUGCGACAAACUAAGAUUAAUAACAAACUGAGGAGUAGGAGGAAGAGCAAGAGCUUGUGAUUUAACGCUAUUCUUACGUCACAUACCUCGUGUCAAUUUCUUUUCUUAGUUCUUUGAUAAGAGAUACUAAUUGUAAGUAUCUCGUUUAAACGACCACGCAAUAAUAUUCCCGCGAAAUUUCAAAUAGAGACACUCGCGAAAAGAGAAAAGAAGAUUCAUUUAGUACAAAACAAGUAUCGAUGUUUUAUCUUUCAAUGAUGUCUUCAAACAAUCGAGGAAAAUAAGUUUCCUGUAAACGCGUUUGCUGAUUUUCAUUUCGACCAAUUUUCCCGCCACUGCCAAAAGAGAAAGAGACGAAAUGAACCCGCUUGAUCCGUCAAUGUAAAUUGCAAUUAUUAAGAAAAGAGAAAGGAGGAAGCGUUAUUGCAAUAAAGAUCAAAGAAAGACGAAGAAAGACGAAGAAAGACGAAAGAAAGUGAAAAAGUGAAGAGAGAAGAAAACAACGGCAAAUGAAGUUAUUCGAACGGUAGUACGAUCGGUCUGUGAUGACCGAAUCGUCGAUCGAAUUCCUCCUUUUCGUCUCGUUAAUUCGAUCGAUCGACGCGAGAUGAGCUUCAAGAUGGAGAUCAUCCUGUCGAUACUAUGCUUAACGGCGGCAUGUCUCGUCGACGGUCGGGCCCUUAAUAAGGAUUCAUAUCAAUUUGAGGAAACGAAACAUCAUCGACAUCAUCGUCGUAAAAGAUUUACCAUAGAAGAGCUUACCAACACCAUAUUUCCUCAUGCGAUUACCGGCGACCUGGACAUCGAUGUCUGCAAGGCAGGUGGAUUUCUCGGUGACAUAGCACUGCCCAAUAUCAAAUACGAAACAGAAUGGCGACAACAAAAACUGAACAAGUCCUAUCUCGAGGAGUUGGAGAAAUACAGAGAGGAAGUUUUAAAAGAGGGUCUUCAAGUAGAAGAAGAAGGACUUACCGAGAUCCUACAGUUCAAAAACGAACACGACGCAAACAACGGCGGGGCCCAUCGAGAGGAACAAGAGAGCUUGCUCUCUCGCGGGAAAUCCGAGCCGAUUAUGGUGGACCGCAAUCAGUAUAGCAUGGGUGCUGAAUUUGAGGAUGAGUUUAGUUUCAACGUCAGAAACGAGGAUACUAAUCCUGAAAUAAAAGAGGAGGGUAUUGAGAUCAGAUUAGAAUCCACGACUCUCCCGACAAAAAAGAGACACUCGGCUCAUCGACAGAAUUAUUUGACAAUUAGCGAAAGUUCUAACAUUGGAGAAGGAAAGAUUAAGCAAACAACACCGAGACAACCGGAUGACGUAGACUUCUCGAUCGGUUCGACAACGGUAAAGUCUAGAAAUGGGCAAGAAGGUAACAGCGCUAUCGGAGGCUAUAUAUCUACGAUCAAACCAGAAACGACAACGCAGGAAAGAUCGAAACAACGUCAUCGUCGUCAUCAUCGUAGAAGAGGUUCUCGACGACGAAAUCACCACAGGAAGAUUGUCCCUUUGCCUCGGGACACGACAAACGAUGUCUCGGACGAGGUAGUCUCGCUUCACGACCGUCGACUACGGUCCAUCGAGUUUUACGACAUGGACCACAAACCAAAGUAUCUUGCAAACAACGAACGAGGUACCGAGUCCCUUCUUCUAGUCCAUGAUUUUCCAACGAGAAGUCGAAGAGCUGCGACUGCCAGGAAGGAACGUGUCUGGGAUCACGGUGUCAUACCUUACGAGAUAGAUGGAAACUUUUCCGGAGCGCACAAAGCACUUUUCAAGCAGGCCAUGAGACACUGGGAAAACUUUACUUGCGUCAAGUUCGUCGAGAGAGUCCAACGAGAACAUCCUAAUUAUAUUCUAUUCACCGAGAGACCCUGCGGAUGCUGUUCCUUUGUUGGCAAAAGAGGCAACGGACCUCAAGCAAUCAGUAUCGGAAAAAACUGCGACAAGUUUGGUAUAGUCGUUCACGAACUAGGCCACGUAGUUGGGUUCUGGCACGAGCACACCAGGCCAGAUCGAGAUCGACACGUACAAAUCAUUCGUGACAACAUCAUGAGCGGUCAGGAAUAUAACUUUAACAAAUUGACGGAAGAGGAAGUAAACUCGUUAGGUCUGCCAUACGAUUACGAUUCCAUCAUGCAUUACGCCAAGAACACGUUUUCUAAGGGCAUCUACUUGGAUACAAUUUUACCUAUAGAGAACAACGGAAAAAAACGACCGGAGAUCGGUCAAAGGAUAAGACUAAGCGAGGGUGAUAUCGCCCAAACUAAUCUUCUUUACAAAUGCCACAAAUGUGGCAGGACCUUCCAAGAGAACAGCGGUAGCUUUGGUUCACCAACUCACCCGAACAGUUCCCCGGGAAUCGAGGGAGAAAGAUGCGAGUGGAGGAUCACUGCUACGCACGGAGAAAGGAUCGUCCUGAAUAUUACCUCCUUGGAUGUCUUUAAGAGCGAUUAUUGCCGCACCGAUUAUCUUGAAAUUCGUGAUGGAUAUUGGUACAAAAGUCACGUACUAGGUCGUUUUUGCGGAAGCGGCAAGAUCCAUGAACCAGUGGUAUCUACGGGAAGUCGUAUGCUCGUAACUUACGUUACUUCCGAACGUCAAAGUGGGCACCGUGGUUUCACGGCCAGUUACGAAGCUGUUUGCGGCGGGGACGUCGAAUUGGAUGGUGUUGGUCAUUUAGAGUCACCGAAUUACCCCGAAGAAUAUCAAUCCAGCAAAGAAUGCGUUUGGAGACUUUCCGUGCCACAGGAUUAUCAGGUUGCUUUGAAAUUUCAAGCCUUUGAAAUUGAAAAUCACGACAAUUGCGUGUACGAUUACGUUGAAGUACGCGACGGUCACAAUGCUGAUUCCCCUUUGAUCGGAGUUUAUUGCGGCUAUAAGACACCGCCUGAUAUCAAAUCAACUGGAAAUAAAUUGCUCGUUAAAUUCGUUAGCGAUGCAUCCGUGCAGAAAGCUGGAUUUUCCGCAACUUUUAUGAAAGAAUUCGACGAGUGCGAAUUGACUAAUCACGGAUGCGAACACGAUUGUAUAAAUACUCUCGGUGGAUUCGAGUGUUCUUGUAAAAUCGGCUACGAAUUACAUUCCGAUGGGAAACACUGCGAAGACGCAUGCGGUGGUAUUUUCGACGAUAGCAACGGUACGAUCACCAGUCCCUCUUUCCCCGAAACUUAUCCAGGAAAUAAAAAUUGUAUUUGGGAGAUAAUAGCACCGCCGCAAUAUCGUAUCACUUUGAAUUUUACUCAUUUCGAUCUUGAAGGCAACAAUGCCUAUCAACAAGAAUGCGAAUACGAUUCUUUGGAAAUAGCGAGCAAACUCGGUGACGAUGUUCUCAGGAAACAUGGAAUUUUUUGUGGUAUCAGGUUACCAUCGAUGAUCACGUCGGAACGCAAUUCCAUGAGGAUCGUAUUCACGUCGGAUAACAGCGUGCAAAAGACUGGCUUCGCCGCGGUCUUCUUCACGGACAUGGACGAGUGCGCGAACAACAAUGGUGGUUGCCAGCACGAGUGUAAGAACACGAUAGGCUCCUAUCAGUGUUCCUGCCACAAUGGCUUUACACUUCACGAAAAUGGCCACGAUUGCAAAGAGGGUGGCUGCAAGUACGAGAUUACGGCGCCCGUAGGCACCAUUACGUCGCCCAAUUUUCCCGAGUAUUAUCCUGGCAGGAAAGAUUGCGUUUGGCACUUUACUACCAAACCGGGACACCGUAUCAAACUGGUGUUCAAAGUAUUCGAGAUGGAGUCUCAUCAAGAGUGCGCUUACGAUCACAUCGCCAUUUACGAUGGGGAUUCGCCGGAAAGUCACACGCUUGGUCGCUUUUGCGGUACUAAAGAACCUCAUCCGAUCUCGGCAACCGGUAAUCAAAUGUACAUGAUCUUCAAGAGCGAUGCCUCCGUUCAAAGAAAAGGUUUCCAAGCCAUGCACAGUACUGCGUGCGGAGGAUACCUGAUGGCGACGGAUAAGGUGAAACACCUUUACUCGCACGUCAGAUAUGGAUAUAGCAAUUACGAUCACGGGACUGACUGUGAUUGGACUAUCGAAGCACCCAUCGGCAAGAACGUUCACCUAUCUUUCUACUCUUUCCAAUUGGAAUACCAAAGCGAGUGUGGUUACGAUUUUGUAGAGAUAUUCUCCGGUUUGGAUGCCUCCAAUCCAUCCUUUGGUCGACUCUGCGGCAACUUGAACAAAACUGAUUAUGUAUCGACGAGCGAGGCACUCUUGGUAAGAUUUCGAACGGACGACACGAUAUCGUUCAAAGGAUUCGUGGCUAUUUUCGUAGCUGUAGACCGGCAAGAUAGCGACGAGAGUCACGGUGGCGAAGACGACGAAGACAACGAAAAUCUCUGAUCCGUCGCCGGCCUCGUCAAUCGAUUGGGUUACGGCUUUUCAAGAGCCCUAACACCUUUGCGAUAGAUCCUUUCAAACGAACUAUUCGAUCGUCGAGGUCUCUAAUUCUCUCAAAUAUUUAAUAUCUUCUUCUCUAUUAUUCAUUUUUACCUAGGAAAAAUAAUCCAGUGUGUCCCAGUAUUUGAUUAUUCUAAACUCACGAGUCGUUAAAGACGAUCUAAGAGUAAUCCAAACGCAUAUCACCUGCCAAAAAUACUCCAAUCCUUCAAAAUAAUGUCGUCUACGUAUGAAAAAUAUUAUGGACAAUUAUUUUUCUUCAAGGAGAUCCAUGGCUCUCAUUACUACACAUAUUUCAACUAGACAUAUCGAGUACUAGGUAUACUAAACGUAUAAUUGUAACAAAGAAAGAACAAAAUGUCGGUACUCGAAUUUUGGAACAUUCUGAACAAUUGUAAGAUGUAAAAUAACGAAUGGCCAAACUGCCAUUGAUUAUACUUAACUUGUAUUGUUAUCGACUAGGGUUUUUGCGAUGUCUUUUCGCGACUAAAUAAUUCUACUUGAACUUCGGCCUAUUAUACGGCCAAUUAACGUGCCAUGUAUAUUUAGUUAUAAAUCCAUGUUUAUCCGAAUAUUAACUAACUCUUUGAUCCAAAAAGAUCAAAGUUGAUUUCUCUAGAAAAAAUAUCUAUCUUUCUCUAGAUCAUUUUUCACCACUGCCUCGAGAUCAUAGUCUCUAGAACGAUCGACUCUAGAUUUCUUUAAAAGUAUACAAUGUAUCACGAAAGUAUUCAUACGCCCUCUUUCAAUUAAAAAUAAUCAAUAUUUAUAGAAAUAUAAUUUUACAUAAAUGAUAGUCUUGCAAGAGUAUGAUCAAUCGUUUGAAAAUUAUAGAAAAUAUUUCUAAUUGUCAGUAGAGAUGGGUACGAAUAUUCUUGUGAAUCGCUGUAUAUAUUUAGUUUCUUUUUAUUAUUUUUAAAUAAAUUUUCAAACGGCACACAUUUCAAAUGUGUUUAAUCUUCCAACAUGUUCAACAUAUAUAUAUAUAUCAGAAGACUAAUACGACAUAAAUUUAUUCUGUAUAAUAUAGAUGUCAUUUUAUGAAAUAAUCGACAUACCGAUCGUAAUACAAAAAAAAAAGGAAAAAUCUUGCGAUUGAUUAUUAAAAAUCGAACAUCGUAUGUUAAAUGUAUCCUUAAAUAUACACAGAACUUCGUUGUAAAUAAUAAUGUUUAAUCGUAGAUAAACUUUCGCGACGUUUUAUAGAUGGUUUUAGAUUGUCUAACUUCUUAUUCUCUUACGAACAAAAUUGAGAAAACAAAUUUUCUUAAUCAUUAACGUUAGAAUAAAAACAGCAGUGUUUCAAUGGCAAUAAAAAAAGAAGAUGAAAAAGACGAGAAAAUUAUUCCACAAUUCGAAUGGUACUCUAUUAUAUAUACGUUAUAUUUAAUAAUUAUCUGUUUAUUUAUUAAAAAAAAAAAAAGCAAAGAGAUAAAUAAUAUUCUAUUGAAAAAAAAUCUCGGAUUCUGCCGGCCAUUUUGAUGUACAUAGCGCACUACCUUCUCUUCUCGUAUCUUUCUCCAAAAUAAUAUCCUUAUCUUUAUCAUUUUCAACACUAAGAUAUAUAGAUAGAUAGAUAGAUAGAUAGAUAGAUAGAUAUAUAUUUACUAAUAAAGAUUCUUCCACUCUGAACCGAGUGAAAAUUUUCGAGAUUACAAUUAAAACACAUUAUCGCGUAUGUAGAAUUUAGAAUCUAGAUUUAUUCGCGCCAGUAUAUGUGAGUUAAGAAUUAUAUAUAUAUAUUAUGUAUUUAUAUACAAAUAUAAAUAUAUAUAUAUGUAUGUGUGUGUGUGUGUGAACACGCAUGGAUUUAAGAAAAAAAAAAAAACGUCUAUCCUUGAAAGGAACAUUGCAUAUAGUCCAUAGAGAUCGAUCAUGAAUGUAUGUAGAGAACAUUUUAUUGCGAGAUAUAAUUGUAAGAUCAAUUGGUCGCAUCGAGUUCCUUUUUUGUAAAUUAUAUGUGAUUUUGCUCUCAGAAGAAAGAAAGAAAGAA
Messenger RNA from Polistes dominula (European paper wasp), 6731 nucleotides. RefSeq names its product tolloid-like protein 1 tolkin (gene tok). Gene Ontology annotation, biological process: proteolysis. NCBI's taxonomy places the organism in Eukaryota, Metazoa, Arthropoda, Insecta, Hymenoptera, Vespidae. Gene Ontology annotation, molecular function: zinc ion binding; calcium ion binding; metalloendopeptidase activity. The record is from RefSeq and is a predicted model, not a curated record.